This is a messenger RNA of Penicillium odoratum, 1287 nucleotides long. RefSeq lists its product as uncharacterized. The transcript has 2 exons. NCBI's taxonomy places the organism in Eukaryota, Fungi, Ascomycota, Eurotiomycetes, Eurotiales, Aspergillaceae. Bases 1 to 1287 code for a protein of 428 amino acids. The record is from RefSeq and is a predicted model, not a curated record.
AUGGCUACAGCUGAAGGGCCCUCACGGGCGCACGAUCGCAACGCUCGCCGCCGCCCAUUCUCUAGCUGGAUGAAGCGCCUUGCAAGUUUCAAAGGCUCCUCCGAGUCCGGUACAAAUCGCUGGUCCAACAAGCGAAGCGGUACCGCCAAGGGGAAGAAGACCCAGGGCAACAACAACCCUUAUCCACUAUCGGGGACAAUCAAUCGGCAAAACGCGAACAGCUCAUAUGAAUCAAGUGAGAGGAAUGGUCGAGAGUCUCGCUCACGAAGCGAUCCGUCCCUGGUUUACUCAGGCUAUGAGAAUCAUGUCCCUGGGGCGGGCGCGAAGUCAACAGCCCCCACCAUAUCAACUAUCGGUGAUACUGCACCCUCCGAGGCAGCAUAUUCCAAGGCAGGGACAACAGCGACAAUAGGUGGAGGAAUCAGUACAAAUGGAGGAGGGGAAGGUAGCACAUUCUCCUCCCCGAAUCCGUCAGUCCGGUCGUUGGCAACUACCUUGACAACGGUACAGUCGGCAGCACCUUCAACACAAUUGUACCCUACGCAGCACACUCCCAAUGGCCCAGGACAUGGUCACUCGACACAGAGUUCCGGCAACCAACAAGUUCAGUUUUCGCACCAGUUCCCGCCCUUGUCCUCCCCCGCCACGGCCGUGCCCCCACACCUCAUACCCCACAGCCAAUCCAUGACCUACACCACGGCAACAGCAAACAAUGUCUUGACCGAUAACGCAUCUAUUCUUACGCUUGCCAGCUCCUCGAAACGCCGCCGCAGAAACUCCCUCGAUACCAAUGCAUCGGUACGUGGCCUGGCGCCGUCUUCGGUCUUCGGUGGAAGUCGCGAGAGCCUGCCAUUGAGUUUGCUGAGUGGAAACGUGGUUGAGCCAUCCAAUACCUCUACUUUCAAUGCCCAGGGCGUACUAAGUCGUCCUAGCAUCGUCGGACUCGCUAGCGCUGAGCGCAUUAGCGUCUACUCGGCCUCCGGUGUCACGGCCAUUGCCAACGGCGCAGGCGAACGAGGAAGCUUCUAUACAAAGCCAAGCGCAACCACAGGUGACGGUGCUAGCAUUCGCAGUGGCGCACCAUCGCACGGUCGCAAUGACAGCACCGCGGCCAGUAUUACCGGGGUGAACAGCCCGCUUGCAAUGGCAUCUGGCCGGGUCAGUCGCAGAAGCUCCGGAUGGGGAGAAAUUACUGGCGAUGAAGCAGAGGAAAGACAAGGCGAACGAAAUGACGAGAAAGCCACGUUGAAGCCUGACUAUAGCGUUCAAGAAGAGCCCAGGGACUAA